Molecule: messenger RNA, 4296 nt
Organism: Penicillium argentinense
Lineage: Eukaryota; Fungi; Ascomycota; Eurotiomycetes; Eurotiales; Aspergillaceae
Gene: eaf1
Product: MYB and HSA domain protein
Exons: 3
Coding region: 1-4296 (1431 amino acids)
Source: RefSeq, a predicted model, not a curated record
AUGCUCCGCGACGAGCUUCUCCGGUCUAAGAACGAUGAGAUCGCAAACUGUUUGUUGUCGCGCAAGCGAAAACUGACCGAGUUGUAUUAUGCGACCGUGGGUUUCGAGGGCGCGACCGGCGACACUCUUUAUCAGCAAAAAGAACGGGCGUUUCUCGACGCCAACGACCUCUCGAAAGGUCGUUACUUCGACGAAACCACCCUACCGUCCCCUACCCAUACUCGUGCGCGUUCUCCAGGAAGAAAAGCUGUCGCGUCUACUGCAGUCAGCGACACAAAUACACAACAAGCCACUGGAAUCACACCGCCGCCGACAGCCGAUGGCCACGUCCUUCCGAUCCCGACCCAAUCCAGCCCAAAGGGAGUCGCAGUCGUGACUCGGCCAGAGGCCACAACUACAGGCGUUGUAUCGACCGUGAAGAGCGUCGCGGACGUCACGGAAUCUUCUACAUCAGCAACCACUUCGCAGGCGCCACGGGAGGCCAACUCCUUGACAGAGAGCGUGUCGUCUCGACCAUCAGUUGUUAACUCGAAGGUGGGCGCAUCUGCGCUGGAGACCCCUCUCAGCUCCCAGGAUCACGAUGGAGCAGAGAUUACGGCCUCUUCCGGUGCAGCGAAACUUGCAGCGACAAGCGCGACUCCUUCCCUCGAAAUUCCUCACAACACCCAUGCGCGCAAGAAGCCCGAUUCACGACCUUCUCUUACUCUAGGACCAUCUCAUUCCGACCAACCUCUUUCUCCCGUCUCCUCUGUCGACCCCUACUCGAAUAACACCCCCGUCCCAGUCGCCGCCUCGCCGGAUACUAGUCCUGGAGAAGAGGUGCCUGAUGCUGGAAAGAUUGGCCGUCCGAGCCCCAAGCAUAACCGUACCAUGUCUCGCGCAGGCCUGGUCCCGUCGACACCAGAUGAACAGCUACGACUGGAGGAAGCUCAGUCGUUGCAGCAGAAUACCGAAUAUAGUGUCAAUGGCGCCGGUGGCCCUCUCACAAAGGAGGUGAUUGAAGAACGCGUUGGCCCCGUGGCAGAUAAGGACCAAAUGGAAGUCGAUCAGGAUGCGACCUCCGAAUCACGGCAGAACGCUUCCUAUGGAGAUGGAACAGCUUCCGCUGGUAGAGGACAAUUGUCACCAACUGAGCGCCUACAGCAAGCAGCUCAGACCCUCGGCGAUACUGCCGCCGAGGUAUCAUCCACCAAGAAGCCAGUCUCGAUUCCGCCUACGCAGCCAUCCCAUUCCCAGCCAGAGCGCAUGACAACACGCGUGUCCUCGGGGGCCAUUCGCCACAAGUCUGUAUCUGAGAUUCUUGGAGAGGCUUCAAGAACCUUUGCGCACGACAAGCCCCAUUCUACUGGUGAACAUCAAUCGCCCGAUAGCGUUGCGCGGAUGCGAUUCAAAGACCGGAAAGAUCGAGAAAAAGAGAGAACACGUGUUUCCACGGUGGUUUUCCCUAAACAGACUCCAUCUCAGCAAGACAAGUCGGAAUUGAUGGAUCUCAUUCAUUCGGAGUCUGGGGAUGCGGUUGCCAAACUCAACGAGGAGAAGGACUAUCUUUUCACUCUGUUCUUGAAUCGAGCCUACGCCCCGCCGCGCGGCGCUCACUUGAAUACCCUCCUUGCAUCCGCUCACAAAACGUUGAGCACGUCAAACCAUCUUCUUGAAUAUCAAGAACAAAUGGAUUGUCGAUCUCUCCGUCGUAUCUAUGGCCUUCAGAAUGCCAACCGAUGGCCUUUGCGGCAGAUGAAACGAUCAAUGGAACCCCCUCGACCAGGCACACAUCUGGACGUCCUUCUGGAUCACAUGAAGUGGAUGCGUACCGACUUCCGUGAGGAGCGCAAAUGGAAGCUUGCAGCAGCCAAGAGCUGUGCGGAUUGGUGCGCGGAGUAUGUCAACAGUGAUGAUGAGCACCGAACUCGCUUACGCGUGAAUGCGAAGAUACCUACGCCCACAUCAGCACCACAGGGUGCGUCCUCGAAAAUGGGCGUGGCGUCUCCCUCGGAAGAUACUGGGGAUGAAAUUUUGACCGUAUCUCACGCAACCCCAGACCUGGUUCCGUCGGCCGAGGAGGAUUCGGUUAGUGAUGGGUUCAAUGAUGAGCCAAGGCACGACAUUCGUGAUACUGUCGCUCCCGCGGCCAUAUUUUCGUUGGGUUCCGACGAGUUCAAUUUUUCACUUGAAAUGAACCCAAUUGCCGAGAAGCUAUUAGAUGAACUUCCACUCUACGAACCUCUCCGAAUCUCUCCACAGACUCAACUGCCAGAUUUCAAGCGACCACCGGACUCGGUUUGGAAAACAGACAUCCUCCCUGUAUCCAAGUUUGCUACGACAAAAAUUACCUUCCACGACAAUGAACAUCCUCGCAAGCGGAGCCGAUACGACUAUUCCCAAUAUCGCUCCGACCCUGAGGUACGUCUCAUGGACUUGCCACCGGAACAGGACAACGUUGCGCUCUUCCGGCCAGAAAACAAGCACAUUCGUGAUCGAAUCCAUCCUGGCCACUCUUUCCGACCGCCCACCGAACAUCCCAUGCCAUCGGUUGGGUUCUUCGAGUCGCGGCAAUCAUCUCAAUGGACAAUGGCUGAGGAUGACGAACUUCGCCGUCUAGUCAAGGAGUAUUCCUACAACUGGUCCCUCAUCUCGAAAUGCUUGUCCUCCCCAUCUCUCUUCACAUCUGGGGCUGAAAGGCGGACUCCCUGGGAGUGCUUCGAACGCUGGGUUGGAUUGGAAGGUCUUCCGGCGGAUAUGUCCAAGACCCAAUAUUUCCGAGCCUAUCACCAGAGACUUGAAACGGCUCAGCGAACGGUUCUGGCUCAACAGCAGGCUGCUCAGCAACAGCAACAGCAGCAAGCCAAUAAUGGCCAAGCGCAACAGCCUAUUCGCCGCCGGACAACCCAGCCUCUGCGCGUGGAUCGGAGGCGGUCUUCCCGACAUCUCGCACUGCUUGACGGUAUGCGAAAGUUGGCCAAGAAGCGGGAAACAAUGCUCCAAAAGCAGCAACACGCUUCCCAUCUUGCUUCGCUAAGGAAGGCAAACGAGGCCAACCAGCCUAAGCCCCCUAUCUCGUCUCCGGCAGAAUUCAGCCGCCUGAAAUACGACAGGGAGAUGAAGAUGCAAGAACGGCAAGAGCAAUACAGGCAGCAGAUGAUCGCUCAACAAAGAGCAAGUCUCGCUGCUCAGCGUGCGGGUCAACUUCCCAAUCAGCAGCAGUCGUCACAACAGGCACAGAUGAUGAACAAUCAAGGCCGAGCUCCUAAUAAUAUGCCACCCAACCCCGGAAAUUCUGGCAUCUCGAAUGGCACGCCGAACGGCGUUUCCAAUGGCAUGGCACCGGGUGUUGGCGUUAACCAAGGCCGUGCGCAGCCUAUGCAGGGUAUGCCAAAUGGGGGGACACCAGUCAAUAAUCAAAUGCCGGCAAAUGCUAUGGCUAUGAAGAUGAUGCCUCAGAAUCAGAUGCAACAGCCUGUUGGUGCGCGACCCGGAAUGCCAAUGCAGGCAUCUCCAGAUAAUGCCCGGGUGAUUCGAGAGGCGAAUCGACUCCAAGAGCAACAGCGCCUUUUGCAGUCACGCCAACAGCAACAAGUUCCCCACCAGGCGGGCCAGAGUCAACAAGCGCAGCAGCAGUUCCACAACCAGCAAUUUGGGCCGCAGGGGUCUCAUUCUCCAAACCUGAAUAUGCCGAAUGUGAAUGGAACUCCGAACAAUCCUGCGAUGAUGGCUGCCUUGCAAGCUCAAGGGGGAAUGCAAAGCCCUUCGUUCCAUGGAGGUACUCCGCAGGGAGUUUCGACUCCCUCGCCUCGGAUGGGCCAGCCAAAUCCUCUCUCAAGUGGCGUUGUUCCAACUAUCAGCACCUUCCAAAGCCAAAUUCAGCGCGCCAAUCCGCAUAUGCCCGCUGAGCAGGUGAAUAAACUGGCCACGGACAGACUCAACCAAUACCAACAGCAACGCAUGUCGCAACAAGCAGCCAUGAAUGCCGCUGCGGGUGGUAUGAAUAAUGUUCAAAACAACUAUCAGGUUCCCCACGAUGGCAAUUUCCAAACACCUCAGCAGCCCGGCGUGCCCAACAACAACUCUGCUAUGCAAGUUCCUCAGAACCAGGGGUUCUCACCGAUGAUGCGAGUUCCCCAGGCCAACCAACAAAACCGUGUCAACGUCACGAGCUCCCCGGCGAUGAACGGUGCUGUUCCCCAGACUAGUCGCAGUGCAACACCUCAAACUCAGCGCAGCGGCAGCGCCCAGGCCGGAGCGGUGCAGGGUUCUAGCAAGAGUCCUCACCCUCCAGCCGCUCAACCUACGAGCAGCUAA